AUGUCGAACACUAUCCUGUACAAUGUUACAACAUUGUAUCUAAUUGGGAAACCAGGAUCCGGUAAAACAUUAUUUGGAAAUCUAUAUUUGGGAAAUAAUUCUUCCUCUCCGGAAAAUACCAUACUUUAUGAAAAUGGUGAUCAAAUUGGAUAUAACAUCACAGGGAAUAGCAUCAAAUAUGUCAUUGAAACAAAUGGAUUUCGGAACCAUGGCGCAAAUACAAGUAUUCAAGCUUCAAAUAUUUUUUCAGCAAUAAAGAAUCAUCUAUAUGGUAUUACCGCAGUUGCACUUGUCAUUCCUAUGCACAAAAACAAGCUAAGUAAUUCUAAUAAGCAAGUUUUGCGACUUUUGUAUGAAUCUUUCAAAACAGAUGAAAUAUUUUAUAAAAUGGGUCUCAUAUUUACAUACCAUGCUCCAAAGGAAGAUGAUAGAUAUCGUCAAUCAGACUACUUUAAGAAUGAAGUUGAAGAUUAUUUGACAAGUCUUACAGGAAGAUCGAGAUCACAUAAUAUUAAGGUAUUCUUUGUUGAUAAUGUUGCAUAUAAUCGUUUAGAUGUCCAAUAUGAGAUUCCUCAAAUUCGAAAUUGGGUUUCCGAGCGUUCCUCUUACAAUCUUCCAGAUUCUCUUAAAUCGGACGCAAUUGUUGGUCAUUGGCAAGUUGAAGGAGAGUUUGAUGUUUACAAUAACACAUUUGAGGAAAAAAUUGAUGAUGAUAAUUCCAUUUUUUACUCGAAUUUUAUAAACAAAACCCGCAACAUUUGGAUGUCUUUAAAUAGGACAUAUACAAUACAAUUUGAUUGGGAAAUUGCUAAUGUUUCACAGAAAUGGAAUUAUUCCACUACAAUUGAAUACAUGACAGAUAAAGAUAUUGAUAGAUCUCGCUAUAAAGUUGAAUAUUAUAACCUUAUAAAAUCCAGAGUGAAAACAACAUAUUCAGACGGAAGUAUAACAUAUUCUAAAUGGGAAGUAAUAAAUAAGAAACUACAUCACGUCAGACAUAGAUGUAAAACUGAGAGAGAGGUCAAGCGAAUAGGUAAACAAUUUGGAAAGAUAUUUGGAAUCAAAUGA
Trichomonas vaginalis G3 is the source of this 1068-nucleotide messenger RNA. RefSeq lists its product as uncharacterized. Gene Ontology annotation, molecular function: GTP binding. The record is from RefSeq and is a predicted model, not a curated record. The transcript has a single exon. Lineage: Eukaryota; Parabasalia; Trichomonadida; Trichomonadidae. The coding region runs from base 1 to 1068 and encodes 355 amino acids.